UGUUUCAGGAUUUGUUCUCCACAGAACCAGACGGCACCAGGCUGAAGGUUCGGGGACACAUUUUAAACAGGUAGCCUCAGACAUGUUUUCCCUGUCAGAGCUGGCUCCUCUGAAUCAACACCAGAACACGUGCAAACUUCUGAAGCCCUGGUGGGAGGUCUUCAUGGACUACCUGGGGGUCCUAAUGCUCGUGACUUCAGUGCUGGCCUGUACCGAGCAGCUGUCCAGGGACAGGGUCGUGUGCAUUCCUUCAGACCCAACCGUCAGAGCAAACAGCAGUGACCAUGCUCCCCCGACCAGCAGAGAUGCGGCGCUGACCCCGUCUUCAGAAACCCCCCUGCACAAUCUGCCCAACAUGGAACCAAACCUUCACUCUGCAGCUCGGGGACGCCGCACACAUCUGGUGUACCAGCAGUACAUUUAUGUUAGCCAGGUGUGCUACCAUGAAGCUUUGCCUCUGAGUUCCCGCUUCUUCCCCUACAUGGCCUUGCUGCAGUCCUUGGUUCUGGUGGCCAGCGGCUCCUUCUGGCUCCACUUCCCGCCCACAUCUUCCCGCAUAGAGCAGUUCCUAGCCAUCUUGGCGAAAUGCUGUGAGUCUCCCUGGACAACUCAGGCCCUGUCUCAUGCUGCCCGACAGGAAAACCUCAGAGAGUUUAAGAGCAAAGUCCAGCAACUGCCCCAAUCUUCAGGUUCCUCCUCACCGCUUGUUACCUGUACACAAUGUUCAAACACAGAUUCAGGCACAGACAGCCCACUGCUGAAACAACCAGCAGCUCCUCCAUCUCCUUGCCCCUCUACUCUCUCCGGUAACUCCACCAUGACUUCUGUAUCUCUUGGCUCUGAAGUGAACGUUUGUUCUUCCAAGGCCUCGGCGAAGGUGAACAGAUCCAGGCAGAUAAUGAAUCUAGAUAAAAGUGAUGGGGAACAGGCCAGAGCGCUGUUUGAAAGGGUUCGAAAAUUCCGAUCUCAUUGUGAAAGCUCAGUUGUUAUUUAUAAGGUCUACCUAACGCAGACGAUUUUCAAACUGCUGAUGGCAACCCUGAUCCUGGGAUACACCAUCCCUCUUCUCRGCUCCCUCUCAUUUAACCACAUUUGUCACCUUGAGGAUCACACCCUAGUUGGCUAUGCAACCUUUGAAUGCAUCCACGUACUGUCAUCACUCAUGCGCAAACUGUUACUGGCCUACCUGACCCUCUUGGGGCUGCAUGGAAUCCUUAACUUCUACACCCUCAGUUGGGUUUUUCACAGCUGUCUCCGACAUUAUUCCUUCCACUCUCUAAAGAACCUGGGGUCCCUAAGAGACAUUCCCGACCUGACGAAUGACUUGGCCUUUCUUAUACACAUGCUGGACCAGUACGAUCCUUUGCUGGCCCAGCGGCUCUCUGUGUUUUUGUCCCCGGUGAGUGAAAACAAGUUGCUGGAGGAGAGCUUGGAGCGCCACUGGGGUGAGGAGAAACUGCGUGCCAUGACUAACGUGGAUGCAGAUGGCUGCUCAAGACUGCAGCUGGUGUCCCUGCCUCGCCUCCCUCCAGCUGUUUUUACACUCAGCCAGCUGCAGGUCCUCAAGCUGGAGUUCAUCGCUGAGGCCAGGUUCACUGCACAAAUGCGCAACAUGACUUCACUCAGGGAGCUCCACCUCUAUCACUGCUCUCCAUCUGUGGAUCCCAGAGCUCUUGCAGUGCUGCAAGAACGUCUCGAGGUCCUUCAGCUCACCUUUGCACAGCCGUCACAAAUCCCCAACUGGGUCUACUCCCUGGUCAGUUUGCGUGAGCUCCACCUUUCUGGUCGUUUAAGCAGUGAGGGCAGCGUGGGUCGCAACUGGGCCCUGGGGAGCCUCCGUCGACUGGCUAAUCUCCGUGUUCUGGUGAUUCGAGGCUUGUUACAGAGGAUUCCUGGGGAGCUGUGGGAGGUGGCGGGCAGUUUGUUGAGACUAGAGAUUUAUAACGAGGGCACAAGGUUGCUUGUGCUGACAGGCCUGAAGCGGAUGGUCAACCUGACAGAGCUGCAGCUGCAGGACUGCCAGCUGGAGCGUUUGCCUGCAGCCCUGCUCGCUCUGACCAGCCUAAGGACGCUCAACUUGCAGCAUAACAACUUGAGAACCCUAGAGGAGCUGCUCGGUCUGGCUCACCUGCGACGUCUUUCUUGCCUUAAACUCGCCUAUAACCGUGUUCUAACACUGCCAAACAGUGUCGGCGUCCUUCGAGGCCUGGAAGUUCUGGAUCUGUCCACCAACCAGCUGAAGAAUCUUCCACCGGGACUCUUUACUCUUCACCGUCUCCGUAGGCUCCUGCUGGCUGGUAACCUGCUUGCUGAGCUGCCCUCUGAGGUAAAGGCRUUGCAGUUGUUGACAGAACUGGACCUCAGUGGGAACAGGUUAGAGACCCUGCCCUCUGAUCUCUUCAGCUGUUUGGAGCUGCAGGUCCUAAAUGUGGCUCACAACUCUCUUGGGUCAUUGCCCGGUGGAAUCGCAGCUCUAAGUCGCCUCUGCAGAUUAGAUUUACGCAGCAAUAGUCUGGAUGAGCUGCCUGCUGAAUUGGGCUGCUGCUUGGGGCUGUGUGGAGGAGGUUUGCUGGUUGAAAACUGGUUGUUUCUUUCCUUACCUCCACAUGUCAGGGACUUCCUGAGCCAGUCUUCCUCCACCAGUGGUACUCACUCAGAGGAUCACUCCCGGCCAGAAUCGGACACUUUCCCAUUUUUCUCUCCAACACAGUGGCGCUUCUCUUCAGCCCUGGAGUCACAAAUUUAAGCAUCACAGUUUGAGCUUUUUAUAUGUUGGAGUCAGUUGUCCUCUUUUUAAGUCCAGACCUUGCUGCAUUGGACAAAUUAGGGAUCCCAAAGUCACUCCCGUAGUGAUUAACAUUUAUUCAUUAGACAAACAAAGUCUUUGUUUUUAUUAUUAUUAAUAUUGUUGUUAUUUAAAAUUGUGAUUUUUCUAUAUUGACUUUUGUG
This is a messenger RNA of Austrofundulus limnaeus, 2949 nucleotides long. Its product is annotated as volume-regulated anion channel subunit LRRC8D. Gene Ontology annotation, molecular function: protein binding. Gene Ontology annotation, cellular component: cytoplasm. The record is from RefSeq and is a predicted model, not a curated record. The transcript has 6 exons. NCBI's taxonomy places the organism in Eukaryota, Metazoa, Chordata, Actinopteri, Cyprinodontiformes, Rivulidae. The coding region runs from base 83 to 2746 and encodes 887 amino acids.